Salarias fasciatus (jewelled blenny) is the source of this 2423-nucleotide messenger RNA. Its product is annotated as DNA repair protein XRCC1-like. The transcript is spliced from 17 exons. The record is from RefSeq and is a predicted model, not a curated record. Gene Ontology annotation, cellular component: nucleus. Gene Ontology annotation, biological process: single strand break repair; base-excision repair; double-strand break repair via nonhomologous end joining. NCBI's taxonomy places the organism in Eukaryota, Metazoa, Chordata, Actinopteri, Blenniiformes, Blenniidae. The coding region runs from base 395 to 2239 and encodes 614 amino acids. Gene Ontology annotation, molecular function: damaged DNA binding.
GCAUGUAUGGGCUUUUGGUGGGAAAAUGAGUGCUCAGAUGCGCACGUUUAACUUAAAAUUAUUACCAGUAACACACAUUUUCUUGUGUUUCGCGUAACUACAAGGUGACGGAUGUGCGUUAAGUUAAUAUCCGUGUGACGGACUCAUACGCUGUUGCCUUGAUGUGUGCUGAAAUAAUCAGCAUCAGCAGGAAAACUUGCCUCUGCCUUUUGUUUGCUAGCAUGCUAUCCCGUCAGAUAGCUGUCUGUACUUUAGUCUGAGGUCCGUGACACGUCUAAGCAGUCACUUAGUGUGUUUUAUGUGUCGUUAGCCGGUUGAGAUAACCCGAGGUUUGGUGUAACGAACGAAAUCAGGAAUAAUUAUUAAUAAAUAGCCAAGCGGAAUCAACAACAGCAUGCCAGAGAUCAAACUGAAGCACGUCGUGUCUUGUAGCACUGAAGACUCGACUCAUAAAGCAGAUAAUCUGCUGAGCUCCGACACCUACAGGAAAUGGAAAGCAGCGAGAGCCGGAGAGAAGCAGACAUCCGUCAUCCUGCAGUUUGAGAAGGAGGAACAGGUGCACAGCAUCGAUAUUGGAAAUGAAGGGUCGGCUUUCGUCGAGGUGCUGGUGGGAAAUUCUUCUGCAGUCCGAGACCAGGACUAUGAGGUUCUGUUGGUCACGUCUUCCUUCAUGUCCCCCACCGAGAGCCGCAACGGCACCAACAUGAACCGGGUGCGGUUUUUUGGGCCCUCCCAGCUGCAGAAGAGCACGGCUCAGGAGAAGUGGGACAGAGUGAAAAUCGUGUGUAGCCAGCCGUACAGCAAGAACAUAGCGUACGGUCUCACCUUUGUUAAGUUUCAUUCACCGCCUGACAAAAAUGACCCUCCUCCCACUUCAUCCCCUAAAUUGACGAAGCUGGGACAGUUCAAGGUGAAGGAUGAGUCUCCUUCGUCUGGAUCCAGUCUUCAACCUGGCAGCCUCUUCUUCAACCGGGAGUCAAAGUCAAGCACUUCACUCAAGGCGUCUCCUCAGACUGAGAAGCUGAGUUACGCUGCAGCCGCCCUGCAAGCGGGGGGAAGCUCCCACUCAGCAGGCCAAGCUUCGUCUUCCAACGCUUCCUCGCCACAGCCACCAGCAAAAAGGAAAUUUGAGUUCAGUAAAGAGCGCCAGUCGGCCCCCGGCCCCCCCGCGCCCAAGAAAACGAGCCCCGUCGGCUCACCGGAGGGCAAAGCGGCAGCCCUCAAAAACAAGGCGAGCCCGGCCAGCACUGCCAAAGCUCCACCAGCACCGAAAGCUACGGAGAAGAAGCGGGAGAGCCAGUCGAAGCCGGAACCCAAACCCAAACAGAAGGCCAAAUCUCCCAGUGAGCAGCAGGUCCCGCUGAACCGCAUCAUGGAGGGCGUGGUGUUCGUCCUGAGCGGCUUCCAGAACCCCUUCAGAGGGGAGCUCAGGGAGAAAGCUCUGGACAUGGGGGCCAAGUAUCGACCCGACUGGACGCCCGACGCCACACACCUCAUCUGUGCCUUCGCCAACACCCCCAAAUACAGCCAGGUGAAGUCAGCAGGGGGCAUGAUCGUGCGGAAGGAGUGGGUGUUGGACUGCCACAAGAGAAAGCAGAAGCUCUCCUAUAAACGAUACUUGAUGGAUGGAGCCGAGUCGAGUUCGGAGAGCGAGAUGGACGUGGACGACCGGAGCGAGGAAGAAAUGAGCACCGAGAGUCCGCAGAAGCAGCAGAGACGAGUCACCCCCAAAAAGACUCCAGUGAAGAUGGAGGAAGACGACGAGUACGGCGGCUCCACUGACGUGGACGAACCAGGGGACGACGACUCUGCAGGCGACACGGAGGACGAGCUGCAGAGGGUGGAGAAGAGUCACAAAGGGAAGACGGCGGCAGCGGUGAAGGACGAGGAUCCGUACGGAGGGUCCACGGAUGAAAACACAGACGUUGAGGCUGAAGUGGAUCAUCCCAUUCCCGAGCUGCCAGACUUCCUGAGUGGAAAGCACUUCUUCCUGUACGGGAAAUUCCCCAACAAUGAGAGGCGACUGUUAUUACGAUACAUCGUUGCUUUUAACGGAGAGAUCGAGGACUACAUGACGGAGAAGGUGCAGUUCGUGGUGACCAGUGAAGGCUGGCACGAGUCCUUCGAAGAUGCCCUGAUGGAGAACGGAAAUCUGAACUUUGUCAAACCCGCCUGGAUUUACGCCAUCAAUGAGCGGCAGAAGAUGCUGCCCUACCAGCCGUACUCAGUCGUCCCCUGAACAGUGAACUGAACGUACAGACCAGGAGGAGCCACAGACACAUUUUUUACUUUUACAGAUUGCGUUGAAGACGGUAAUAAUCAAACUUCAUUAUCGCCUCUGUUUGUACUGGAUAUCGACAAAGAACUGUUUUUCACAGAUGUUUUUGCCAGUUUGCAAAAAAAAAAAAAAAAAAAAUCUUUUU